Molecule: messenger RNA, 1108 nt
Organism: Quercus lobata
Lineage: Eukaryota; Viridiplantae; Streptophyta; Magnoliopsida; Fagales; Fagaceae
Product: E3 ubiquitin-protein ligase RGLG4-like
Exons: 12
Coding region: 1-987 (328 amino acids)
Biological process (GO): protein ubiquitination
Cellular component (GO): nucleus
Molecular function (GO): ubiquitin-protein transferase activity
Source: RefSeq, a predicted model, not a curated record
AUGAUUUUGGAUGAUUAUGUGAUGCAAGAUAGUAUUGACGUUGAGAAACAGACAGAAGUUCUUACCAACACUAACGGGAACACCAGCAUAGUAAGAGGCAUGGCUCUUGGAUACUCUUCCAUUAUGGAGGUCAGUGCAGCAUUGAGUAAAGAAGGUCUUGGAGCAUCCAAACUCCUCAUUGGAAUUGAUUUCACUAGAAGCAAUGAAUGGACAGGCAAGGUGUCGUUCAAUAACCGGAGCCUGCAUGGCAUUGGAGAUGCACCUAAUCCAUAUGAGAAGGCCAUCUCUAUCAUUGGAAAGACUUUAGCCCCUUUUGACGGAGACAACAUAAUUGCUUGUUUUGGUUUUGGUGAUGAGACAACUCAUGAUCAGGAAGUGUUUAGCUUUCACAGUGAUCAUUCACCUUGCCAUGGUCUUAAAGCAGCUUUGUCCUGCUACAGAAAGAUUACUCGAAACGCAAAACUUGCUGGGCCAACUUCUUAUGCUCCUGUAUUGCUUAUCAUUGCUGAUGGCCAGGUUACAAGAAGCAGCGAUAUAAGUGAUAAAGAACUAAGUCCACAAGAAGAGCAAAUACUCAAAUCAAUUGUCAAUGCGAGGUCAUAUCCACUCUCAAUUGUUGUGGUCAGAGUCGCUGAUGGACCUUGUGAAGACAUGAAGAACUUUGGUGACGAGCUCCGUGCAUGUGAAUGUCAUAAUUUCAAGAUGGUUGACUUCACUGAAAUUAUGUCUACAAAUGCGACAUCGGCUGAGAAAGAAAAAACUUUUGUUCUAGUUGCCCUAAUGGAGAUCCCCUUUUACAAAGCAGCAGUUGAACUUGGUAUUCUUGGACAUGUGACAGGAAGAGCAGAACAAAUUGUUCCACGCCCUCCACCAGUUCCACCAACUUGUGAGACAAGCAGCCCCUUGACUUGUAGAGACUGUUCAGAAUUGAGCAUCUGUCCAACGUUCCGUGAACCCAUCACAAGUAGACAAGGGGUGUACAUCUAGUGACUGCUCCCACAGAAUUGAAAAUGUUUGAACCUUGUGUGGGGGAGUUCCCCUCUCUCUCUCCCAUCAAUGAGAUUAUACAGGUACACUAUAGAUUAAAUGAACAUUACACUGCAAAUUG